AUGAAAGCGGGGUGUAAAGGGAGGUUCUUGAUGGAUUGGGAUUUAUACCUAAUUGGGAGAGCGCAAAGCACCAAAAUUUUGAAAAAAAAUGAAUCCUCAACACUCAAGCAUUUAGGGACCACUUUUCGUGCACUAAAGUCAUUACUAACAUUCGCCUCGACUUGGGGGAAUUUUUGUUGUAUUUGUACAGGAGUAAGUUUCGUACCUAUUUGUCAAAUAGCAUAUAUUACAAGUACCAUAAACACAUGUAUACACGUGCAUAAAUUGAUUGUUGAUCCUGCUUUCUACGAACUUCAAACGGCAACAAUUCAACCAAACAAGUACCAAAGUGAGCAAUUACCCACAAGUAACGUAUUUUCUUCCGAUAUGAAGUUAUUCACCACAUUCGGGUUCACUUUGCCGCUAGCAGCAACAAGAACCUGGCUUUACUUCACAUCAACAAUCACAUCAUUCUUUCUUCUUGUUCCAGUAUCAUUAAUUGCCUAUCAUGUAUACUACACCACAUUGAUUCCCGAUGCAAAUUCACCAUCAAUUCCGUUGGAUUUCAUAACCACCAAGAUUACCACACCCGUGAAAUCAGCUCAAUUUGGUCGUAUUUACAAACCAGGCCAAUUUGUCUCGCUAUCUAGUCCAAUUGACCCCCAAUCAAUAACAUCAGAAGAAAAUGAUAAUGGUGGUGUUACGAGUUUUACAUUUGAUAAGGAUUCGUUAUACACAUUUAAACUUAAUUUGGCUCUUUAUUGCGAUCAUCAAUUUGCUUAUGAUACAAGUAUUCAUACGGUAUAUUAUAGUUUACAGCUGAAUUUGAAACCAAUAAAAUAUGAUGAAGAUUAUGACAGAUGGGAAUAUGGAAGUGAUGAACCAGUUUUCAAAAGUGGGUCAUUUAUAUUAGAUUGUGAUCCCAAUUUGAGCCAUGGGUUAAGAAAUAAAUUCGUGCCACAGGCUUUACGAAAUUGGGUUCCUCCUUUGUUUAUUGAUUAUCGGAAAUAUCGAACAAUUGAAAUUGAUGCUUUUGAUAUAUAUGGAUCAGGAUUACUCCAAAACGAGCAUUUUGUUAAGACCUAUGAAAAAAGUCCAUCUCAAUCUUCAUUUAGUUUGAUUUUACAAACUCAAGAAGAUUCAUCAAGUAAGGUUCAACGAGUGUUUACAAUCGAUUCCAACGCCAGUUUUGCUCAAUUUACAUUAAAAUUGACAGGAUUUAGAUAUUUCAUGGCGAAAUACUUCUUUACGUUCUAUUUCAUUGGUAGUUUGAUUUUUUACAUCAUUUGUUGUGUUGUUACAUUCAUUACUGGAUAUGGGAUAUUAUUCACACGAUCUAGACCAUCGGGCGUUGCGAGAAGGUGA
Messenger RNA from Lodderomyces orthopsilosis Co 90-125, 1344 nucleotides. RefSeq lists its product as uncharacterized. The record is from RefSeq and is a predicted model, not a curated record. Lineage: Eukaryota; Fungi; Ascomycota; Pichiomycetes; Serinales; Debaryomycetaceae. The transcript has a single exon. The coding region runs from base 1 to 1344 and encodes 447 amino acids.